Molecule: messenger RNA, 535 nt
Organism: Amphibalanus amphitrite
Lineage: Eukaryota; Metazoa; Arthropoda; Thecostraca; Balanomorpha; Balanidae
Exons: 4
Coding region: 140-535 (131 amino acids)
Biological process (GO): protein K48-linked deubiquitination
Molecular function (GO): K48-linked deubiquitinase activity; cysteine-type deubiquitinase activity
Source: RefSeq, a predicted model, not a curated record
GGUGCUACCCCUCCGGAGGUCAUCGGCCGGCAACGGGAAACGCGCCACAAGAGAGAAGGUGAUCUACCCGCGGCGGCUGACGACUCUGAGUGGCUCUCCUCCGUUCACCGGCGGGACACAGCUCAGCAAACAAACGGCAAUGCGGCUGCGGCAGCUGGUGUUCGGAGCGUCACUAGCGCCACCACGGCAGGAGUGGCUGAAGGGCGGCUUCACGUUUCAGCCGCCAGAGGGCAGGGUGGGCUUCGGUCUCCAGACUCCUCAGUCGCUCACUCAGCCUCUGGUGAUGGCUGUCCAAACACGGGUCAUCAAACAUCUGCUGUUCCAGAGGUUUCCCAGCGCUACGGACAUCGACAGUCUGUUCCGUCUGCGCCGCUGUGACCAGCUACAGGGGCUGGCCAGUGCCCUCAGUGACGUCAUUUGGGGUGCCAGGGCCGGCGGCCCGGCUCACGUCUGCCUCUGUUCGGAGGCUCAGCAGGUCUGGGGUGACACCGACUACCUCUCCGAUGGAGUGACUGAGAGGGUGAGAAUAGAUUAG